Molecule: messenger RNA, 300 nt
Organism: Triticum turgidum subsp. durum (durum wheat)
Lineage: Eukaryota; Viridiplantae; Streptophyta; Magnoliopsida; Poales; Poaceae
Source: the annotation of a GenBank genome assembly
AUGAAGGUGGGCAGCAUGGUGUUCACAGUUGCUCUUGUGUUCAUCGGGUGCCUACUCAUGGUUGGACAAUGUCGUCCUGAGCCCAAGAGCACCUAUGAAGAUGGCCAUAGCAACACGACUAUGGUGUUCCAGAGCAAACUUGCCUUGAAAUGGUGUGUCGCAAGGGAUUGUAAGACCAAGCAUGAACCGUCGCUAUUCGCCCCUCGAUGCUUUUGCUGUUUCAAUGCGCAGGGAACACCUUGCUUUAAAUCCAUAGGGGAUUGCCAGAAUCACUGCCCAACUCUUCCACCCGGAAAAUAA